Mangifera indica (mango) is the source of this 1952-nucleotide messenger RNA. RefSeq names its product flap endonuclease Xni. The record is from RefSeq and is a predicted model, not a curated record. Gene Ontology annotation, biological process: DNA replication, Okazaki fragment processing. The transcript has 16 exons. Gene Ontology annotation, molecular function: DNA binding; 5'-flap endonuclease activity. The coding region runs from base 371 to 1681 and encodes 436 amino acids. Lineage: Eukaryota; Viridiplantae; Streptophyta; Magnoliopsida; Sapindales; Anacardiaceae.
AUGUUAAUUGUUUACAGUAGAAUCUUGGAAGUAAGAAAAAAUGGCACUUUUUUUUUAAAUUUUUUGUCAGGAUUGAGACAUGGCAAAGUGGUUAAUAUUCUAGAUUGGGCCUUUUCAAUUUUGAAGAUUUUAAUUUUACUAGAGUGUGAUUGCAUCUCUUUGUUUCUUUUAUGAUGGUUUCGAUUGUGAUGAUGGACUUGUAGCUCUAAACUCGGUAUAAAAAACUGAUUGAGCUAUUUGAUUUCGUUAGUCAUCCACCUGCGCUUAAAAUUUCAAUAAUUGGUUGACUUUGUUCUGGAACUAAAAAGGUCAUUGCAGACCUUUAAGGCUCUUUCUCCAUUCUAUGUCAUAGUCUAGUUGCAAUAAAUUUAUGGCAUAUUUUCAGUCCUUGCAUUUUCAAGUCCAUUCCUUUUGGAGAAGUUUUAAUUGCUUUGGUAAAGACUUCACAAGGUGUCAUAGAGUCGGAAACAACUUGUCUACUAUCAAGAGACUUGAUCUAGUUCAUCUUUCAUCCUUUCUAUUCAAAAAGGAAUACUGUAGUCUAUCUACAGAUUCAAAUUCAACUUUUCAUGGAGUUGUUCAUGCAAAUGUUAACAGUGAUGUAGCUACUUCGCAAAGUGAGCAAUCGUUGCACCAAGAGGCACUCCUUCAUUCUUUGAAGUUUAAAGAACAACCACCAAGUGGCAGAGUAAUGUUUAUUGAUGGCACAUCAGUCAUUUAUAGAGCUUACUACAAGCUAUUGGCAAAGUUGCAUCAUGGUCAUCUAUCACAUGCUGAUGGCAAUGGAGAUUGGGUUUUAACAAUAUUUUCAGCUCUCUCUCUUAUCAUUGAUGUGCUGGAGUUCAUCCCAUCUCAUGUAGCGGUGGUGUUUGACCAUGAUGGAUCUCCAUUUGGUCAUGCUUCUAUUUCUUCAAAAGAAAAUUUCAUGGCAAAAGGUAUGAAUUUUCGUCAUACUCUAUAUCCAUCUUACAAGAACAACCGCCCCCCUACACCUGAUACCGUUGUUCAGGGGCUUCAAUAUUUGAAAGCAUCCAUCAAGGCUAUGUCCAUUAAAGUAAUUGAGGUACCUGGUGUAGAAGCUGAUGAUGUGAUUGGAACAUUGGCUGUGAGAAGUGUUGAUGAUGGGUACAAGGUGCGAGUUGUUUCCCCAGACAAAGAUUUCUUUCAGAUUCUCUCCCCCUCUUUACGUCUUCUACGAAUAGCACCACGGGGAUUUGAUAUGGUUUCAUUUGGAAUGGAAGAUUUUGCUAAAAAGUAUGGAGAACUGAAACCUUCACAAUUCGUGGAUGUGAUAGCCCUUAUUGGUGAUUCUGCUGAUAAUAUUCCAGGAGUUGAAGGAAUUGGAAAUGUUCGUGCUGUGCAACUCAUCUCUAAAUUUGGCUCAUUGGAGAACUUGUUGCAACAUGUUGAUCAAGUUGAAGAACAACGUAUUAGAGAGGCCUUGAUAACUCAUGCUGAUCAAGCUAUCCUAAGCAAGAACUUGGCAUUGCUGCGUACUGAUCUUCCAUUCUACAUGGUACCGUUUACUACCAGGGAUCUCACUUUUAAGAAACCAGAGGACAAUGGGGAGAAAUUCCGAAGCCUCUUGACUGCUAUUGCGGCUUAUGCAGAAGGGUUUUCAGCUGAGCCAAUGAUAAGAAGAGCCAUCUAUUUGUGGAAGAAACUUCAAGCGCCGCAAUGAAUACUUGGUUUCAGGCUCUCCGCACUGUGAAGGUUGUUUGGAAACCAGAUAUCAUCGAAGUCGAAACCAUAACAUGUAUAUCAAAUGAUUUUGACACUGCUGAGUAUAGUUCUGACACAAGCUACCAUUUCUUUAACUUUUGUUAACUUCUCAUACAAAAGUUUAAUUGUAUGAUUCUAUGAUAUUGAUCAUGUAUCAUAUGGACACAGUUAAUACCGCUGAUCCUGUGGUAUUUGCAUUUUUUGGUUUUGAAAGAAACAGAAUUCGCCCA